This is a messenger RNA of Mesorhabditis spiculigera, 91 nucleotides long. The record is from the annotation of a GenBank genome assembly. Lineage: Eukaryota; Metazoa; Nematoda; Chromadorea; Rhabditida; Rhabditidae.
GGCGGCGGACCAAUGCGCCAAGUUCGCCCUGGGCUACGACUUGAUCAACUCGGCGAUCGCCCGAUGCCGCUUCAUCAUGAGGUUAGUCGUA